CUCAGGUGGGGAGCGCCGGGGCUCGCCCCAGGUCGCUGGAGGUCGCGGCAGUGAAGGACCAUGCUGGAGACAGAGGGGCAGUAGAGGCCAGGGCCCCAUCCCUGUGCCCUGAGCACAGACGGGCCUGGGCUGGAGCCCUCGGGAGCCAUGGAGAGCUUCAUGGAGUCACUGAACAGGCUGAAAGACAUCCAUGAGAAUGAGGUCCGGGGUCUGCAGAAUAAACUUCUGGAGCUGAACUCCGAGAGAUGCCGGGACGCCCAGAGGGUGGAGGAGCUCUGCGCCAAGAACCAUCAGCUCAGGGAGCAGCAGAAGGCGCUGAAGGAGAACGUGCGGGUGCUGGAGAACAGGCUGCGAGCUGGCCUGUGUGACCGCUGCAUGGUCACCCAGGAGAUGGCCAGGAAGAAGCAGCAGGAGUUCGAGAACUCGCUCCUCCAGAACCUGCAGCACGUCAUCAUCCUCACCAACGAGCUGAACCGGCUGCAGGGGGAAAACGAGGCGUUGAAGGAGGAGGUGAAGCGGCUUCGGGGCCCGCGGCUCAAGCCCCAGCACAGGGAGGGUGCCUCAGACCCCCCCUCGCCCCUCCUGCUCCCCUCCCCGGGCGCCUGGAAGGCCGUCACAGAGAAGACACCGGGAGGCCACGAGGAGGUCGAGGACGACCGCCCAGAGAAGUCCACGGGCUCCAGGACAUCCCCGGCAGCCAAAAUCCCCCCAAGUGCCAGCCUGCCCGAGACGCGGGCUCCAGACACGAGCCCCCAGCGGAUCUCCAACCAGCUGCACGGGACCAUUGCCGUGGUGCGGCCGGGGUCCCAGGCCUGCUCUGCUGACCGGGGCUCCACCAAUGGGACACCCACACUGCCACUCUCCGGGAGCAGCCCCCCCAGCCCCCCCUAUGAGCACAGCCUCCCCCUGGACAGCCUGCUGCGGGCCUCCCGGCACCCGGCCGUGACCUGUGAGUCCCUGAAGCGCUCCCUCCGGGCUGACCGCCUCUGCCUCCUGAACCGCCACCUGGCGCUGCACCUUCAGAGCCCCCACGGCAGCCCCCAAGUCCCCACCUCAGUGCCCGGUGGCCCCCGGCCCCAGGGCCUGAAGGCUGGAGACGCAGAGGCCUGGGAGGAGCCCAGUGGCCUGCUGGGACUCCCCGGGGGCCUAGCGGACACGCGAGACCCUCGGCUGGAGGGGGCUCUGCACCUGCUCCUGGCCCAGCAGCUGCGGGCACAGGGGCGGAAGGGCAGUGCCAGGCUGAGGGGCCCGCCCACACCGGGAGGGACCCCACCCUCCCCACCAGUCAGCUCUGACUCGGAAGGCCCACCGGGUGAGGCAUCCCUUUCCAGAGGGGGACACGCGCAGCCCAGCGGCCCAGGGAGUCCCAGGGGCAAGGAAGCCACAGGCACACAGGACUCUGUCCCGGACAAGCCCCUGGACCUCUCAGAGCGUGGCCGGGGCCGGGAUGGCCCCAAGCCUCCUGCCCAGCCGGGGUCACCCAGCCCCCCAGCUGCCUGCACUCCCAGCCCAGAGCCACCCCCGGGAGCGGAGCCGCCUGCCCAGCCUGCACCUUGGGGACUCAGCAAUGGCACCAAGGGAGCCAGAGCUCCAGAGGUGGAAGGACCUCCAAGUCCUGCGGAUCCCGCACAAGCUCUUCCAGGGCCACACCCCCAUGCGCCCUCUCCAAGCAGGAUGGAAGAUGAAGCUAGAGGGGGUCCGAAGCCUCCCCCCCACCCACACAGGCCUGAUGCUGAUGGCCACCCAGAGCUCAGCAAGGCCCGAGUGCAGUGGCCGGAGCCGCACCAGCUGGACGAGUCAGACACCUCGGACGAUGAGGUGGGCCGGAGCCCCGAGGGAGCGCCGCAGGAGGGGCCCAGGUGCUUCUGCACCAAGGAGCCCGGGCAGGGCCCGCAUCAGAAGAGGAAGCGAGCUGUGGGCCCCUGGUGCAGAGCCUCCAAGAAGCCGCCCCCAGGGAGAAGGAAGCCGGGGGAGCCCCUGACAGCACACGCGGGGUCUGGGAGCCCAAGCGACCUAGAGGACGGCAGCCCCCCACCCAGCAACAGCAGCUGGGAGGAGACUUAGCAGGCUGCUCCCGGGUACCCCACACCCCACCUACGCCCAGCCCAGGGCAGGAGGGGAUGGGGUCCCGGGCCCUCUCCA
Messenger RNA from Hyaena hyaena (striped hyena), 2142 nucleotides. RefSeq names its product RBBP8 N-terminal like (gene RBBP8NL). Lineage: Eukaryota; Metazoa; Chordata; Mammalia; Carnivora; Hyaenidae. Gene Ontology annotation, molecular function: Y-form DNA binding; single-stranded DNA binding; flap-structured DNA binding. The record is from RefSeq and is a predicted model, not a curated record. Bases 148 to 2064 code for a protein of 638 amino acids. Gene Ontology annotation, cellular component: site of double-strand break. The transcript has 14 exons. Gene Ontology annotation, biological process: DNA double-strand break processing involved in repair via single-strand annealing; double-strand break repair via homologous recombination.